Molecule: messenger RNA, 1602 nt
Organism: Nezara viridula (southern green stink bug)
Lineage: Eukaryota; Metazoa; Arthropoda; Insecta; Hemiptera; Pentatomidae
Source: the annotation of a GenBank genome assembly
GCAGUGUGUAUAGCAACCCAAUAUGAUUGGGCAGCAAAGCUUUUAUAUUUUAUAUGAAAAUAAUGUGUUUCUCUCUAUAAUUUAUGAAAUGUGAGAUGAAAUAAAACCGUCUUUUGUUUAGCUAUGGAAAAACAUAUGACCAAAGUUGCUGAAAAACAUGGGAAAGAUGGUUUAUGCUUCCACUGGGGCUAUGGCUGCAGGACGAUGGUGAUAGUUUCAAGUCCUCAAGCUGUCAAGGAACUAGCAUUCCAUCCAAAUCUGUCGGAUAAACCACAUUUCGCAUACCGAUCGCUUACCCCCUAUUUCCUAGGACCUUUUAUCACAUCCCGAGCGGAUGAUUUAUGGAAACUAAAGAAAAAGGAAUAUAGUACUUUUUUGAAAAAAUCGCAUGUAGACAGAGACUACUUAAAUACUUUAGUUAAAAUCUCCGAUAAACUGAUUGAUUUCAUGUUGACUUCACCCUCAGCUGUUGAUGUGAAUUAUGGGACCUUAGUAUUAACUCAAAGUGUCACUGUGGAAGCUCUAUUUCGUAACGAAACCAGUUUAGUAUAUCAUCCCCAUGUUUUGAAAUUAAUGAAAUGGUUAAAAUACUUAGCACCAAUUAUUAUGGGCAACCCGAAAUUAUCAGAAACAAUAUUAACCAUGUUUCGAAAAAUAGAUAGAAUAGUCAUAGCUGAAAUUGGAGAAUUACGGAAAACGCUUUUUGAAAGAAGCCUAAAUACAUCGGUAUCUAACCAGCAUUCUCCUUCAGCUAAGAAUAAGUCUCUAUCAAUGCAUAUGACAGAAAGAUCGAUAAAACAUAAUGAUAGUGAAGAGUCAAUAAUAAAGGAGUUACAGGAACUGUUCUUUACAUCUUCCCAUACUGUAACUUGUGCACUUGCAAACUCGAUUAUUUAUUUAGCUCUUCUACCUGAUAUACAAGAAAGAGCUUGGAAAGAACAACAUCAAAUAUUUGGUAAUGAUAAAAGAUGUCCAAGAAUUGAGGAUAUAGAACAAAUGGAGUUCCUUGAUAGGUUCAUAAAAGAAACUUUGAGGUUUGUCAGUCCUGCCAUGUUUGCAAAGUUGGCUACUGGAGACAUAAAUAUAAAUGGAAUUACAAUACCUUCAGGGACUGGUGUGAUGUUUAUGCAUAGAUACAUGAGAAUGGACCCAGAAAACUGGAAAAAUCCUGAAGUUUUCGAUCCAGAUCGCUUCCUUGAAGACAAUGAAAUAAUGAAACAUUCUUAUUUCCCAUUUGGAAUAGGUAUACGAAGCUGCCCAGGUACAUACUUCGCAACAAUGGAGAUGAAAAUUACAUUGUCACAAAUAUUGAGAAGACUGAAGCUUAGACCUGUUCAAGAAGAUUUUCGAUUCGAAGAUAUCCAAUAUGAAUGUGCCAUUAUGGUUGAAGUGAAAAAUCCUCCUUUGCUGAAAGUUGAAGAAAGAGCAUGAUUUAUUUAUUAUGAUUUUAAUGUCCUCUAUUUUUAUUUUCACCCGCGUCUGAUAGAUUAUGUGGACAACAAGUAAAUGGUACUGUAAUUCUAGAAGAUGAUUAGGGAAGGAUUUUAAUACAAGUCUUAUGAUUAUUAAUUUACAAUUUAUUAAAUAUCUAAUUUUAAGUAA